Hippocampus comes (tiger tail seahorse) is the source of this 5573-nucleotide messenger RNA. RefSeq names its product proline-rich protein 12-like. NCBI's taxonomy places the organism in Eukaryota, Metazoa, Chordata, Actinopteri, Syngnathiformes, Syngnathidae. The transcript is spliced from 7 exons. The record is from RefSeq and is a predicted model, not a curated record. Bases 594 to 5573 code for a protein of 1659 amino acids.
UUCCAGCAUGUGUUUGUCGUUAAAACGGCAGACGAGUGACCAUAAAAAAGCGCAGCUCGUUCACCGCUGCCAAUUUCUUCCCCGAAGCCCCCCCACAAUACUAAGAGAGAGCUGCCGCGCGUGACAAAUUGUCUGCGUGAGAGAGGAGGACUGGAGGAGCGAGGGGGGGGCGGAGGAGAAGAAUCGUCUUAAAAAUGGCGCCCUGUGAAGAAAAGGGGCCGGAAUAGCUUCGGUGCGGAGUGGGCUUGCGUAUCGGAGCUGCUGAGGAACGCGGAGCUGUGCGCGGGAGACAAUAGACAGUGAAAUAUAUGGGGAGGAGGUGCUCCUGGCUGAUGUGACCCCCUCCUCCUCCUCCGCCUCCUCCUCCUGCUGCACUCGCUCCUUCUCCUCCUCCCUCCAUUCCUCCCAGUCUACAGGCUCGUCGAGCCGAGAAAUAAACAGAAGCGAGCGCACAGAAGGAAGAAGAGAGGACAUUCCUCCCCUCUCUCUCUCUCACUCUCUCUACCCCUCCAGUCUCCCCCCCCACCACCCCACCCGCAGUAUCUGCUGCCCAUCUUCAUCCAGGCAGCCUCCUCUCUUUUUUUUUCUUUUUCAUGGAGAGGAAUUAUCCCGCAGCUGGUUUUGGAGAUCUCGGCUCUGGGACGGGAUGGAGUUACGACAGAUCGGCCAAAGCAAGCCUCAUGUAUGGGAGUGCCAGGUCGUCGCACCACGACUCAGAGCUGCUCCACCGGCAGGCCUACGGAAGCCCUCACCCGCUUCAGGGUUAUGCAACCAACCACCACCCAGGAGGCUCCAGGCAGAGUGGGGCCUGGGGUGGACGCACAUUGGGCCUGUCAGGGCUGUUUGAUGCCGGUCUCCACCACUCGGGCCCCUCGGGUCCCGAUCCAUCCGUCAUGAAUCUGAUUUCAGCUUUGGAUUCCCGCGGUCCGCAGCCCCCGCCCUCUGCUUCUUCCCUCCUCACACAGUUUCGCACUCCUUCUUGGCAGACCGCGAUGCACAGCCCGGCCCCAACGGAGCUCUUUAUUUCAGGAGCUCUUCCGGGUUCCGCUUCCUUCUCCUCCUCCUCCUCGGCCCUUUCUGCAUACCAGCAUCCCGGCUCUUUCUCCGGACGCUCUUUCACUCCUUCAUUAUCCCUGCAGGACACAGCCGCCUUUAGCCCAAAUUCCAAUGGUUUGUUGUCCCCCCAUGAUCCCUUGAUGCACAUUAAGACCCCCUCCCAGUCCAGCUUGGGAUUUGAUCGCCUGCUGUCUUCUCAGAGCAGCGCCUACCGGAGUUCCCAGGAGCUAGCGGCACCUCCUCCGAGCCACGUCCCGCCCAGCUCCUCCAGUUGCCACCUGCCCCCUCCCCAGUUUAACCUGCUCUCCUCCCAGCUCCACAACCAGUCCUCUCAGCUCUAUAACGCCUCCAUGUUUUCCUCCACCCCGGCCCUGAUAGCCACAGCCCCCGCACAGGACAGGACGCUUCCUCGGCAGGAUAGCGUGAUCAAGCAUUACCAGCGUUCACCGCCAGCUCAUUCCGCAACGCUCCCGCCGCAGCAAUAUCUCAGUUGCGCCGGGUCAGUGGGCUACCAGCAAUUGCCGAGCCAACACCAUCACGCCGGCGUCUCCUAUAGUCCCUCGGGGGAGCAGAGUCCGCCCUCAGAUCCCAAACGCUCGCCACAGGCCGAGUCGCGGCCGUAUCGACCGAACAUUAAAACCCCCUACGCUUCUUCUUCCUCCAGCUCGGCCUCCUCCUCCUCAGCCGAGACGAAAGAAUCCGAGAGCUCCACGACUGGCUACUCAUCAAAUUCGGUCUCGUCCUCGUCACGGGCCUCCCACACGCCGCCGCUGUCGUCCAAGGGAUCUUCAUCCCCUUCAAACCCCAAGGGCAGCGCCGCCAGCUCAUCGGCUCCCUCGCGUCCGCAGCCCCCACCUCAACCGGCACCGGCGACGGCACCGCCUCCUUUACCGGUGGUGUCAUCGGCCCAGUCAGCUCCCAAACCGUGCCUCUCUACGUACGGUUCUCCGCCUGGGGCCAAAUCGAGCACAAGCCUAUCGGGCCAGACCCCUCCCCAGCAGCAAGCCCAGUCAUACUCUCCCGACCAGCUAGCACCGACUCCCGGCACUCAAUCUUGCUUCAGUUCCCCUAAAACAUGUGACAUGAGCUCUGGAGCCGGGGGGAAUGGAGGCAAGGCUUUCGCUGAUUUAGGCGCCGGCGGACGCUCAUUCUCAGCCGAAAUUGUCUUUGGGGACUCGAGCUUCAGUUCGGCUCCUCACAGAAGAGCAGAGAGUCCUUCUCCAGGGUACGGGACUGCUGCGGGAUCGACAGGAAGUGGAGCAUCAGCAAUUUCCACCCUCGAAACCGGACUUGGAUCUGUCGCUUCAGGAAGUGGGGUUGCCAGUGGAGGCAGCACUUCGUACCGCUUGAAUGAGUCGAGUCCAUCACCCGCCGUCACUUCUACCGUCCCUCAUCCGGGGUUGCGCUCUCCUGCUUCUGCUCGACCCGCGCAAUCGCCCGGAGGUUCGGGGGCCGGCACGUACCUGCCCUCCAUGCUCUCACCCACGUUCAUGGCAUCGUCACGUAACCCGACUGAAACGCAACAGCCCUACCGCCCAGCCGCACCCAAAACCAAAACACAGGCCAACAUGCUGGGGGUGGAGCGCUCCCAAAUGGAGGAAGCAGAUGAUUUCCUCAUCCAGCAAUUGCUCCAUACACAAAGUUCAACUUCUCAUUCUGCCCAGCAUCAUCCGUCUUCUCUGCAGAUGCCACAACAGCUCCCGCUCGCGGGAGAUACAGAAGCCAAGGGAGCGACUUAUGACAUGAACAAGAUCUCAGACGAGCGUCACCACCUUCACAGUGUGAUUCGCGCAAAUAGCGCCACUGGCGCUGCGGACCCUGACACGUCGAUGAGUAAAGUAACGGGUGGCUUGAAGAGUCAGUUGGAAAUAUCACGGAAGGAGCGGCAACAGCCCGAGUCUGAGUUGACAAGCUCGAAAUCCACUUCGGAAGGGGUAGGAGGAGUCACAGACCCUCUUUGCCAUCCUAACCGCUCCCGCCAGCCAGAACAGGACUCCCUGGUUUCUGCGGGUCACUACGGAGGAGGGGACCCCUACGCCCAGCACCCGCAUUCUCAACAUUCCCACCACAUCUCGCACCUGUCGCCCCAUUCUCAAAAGCAAGCGCAAUGUCGGCAGUCCCAGCUCUCUCAGCACACACAGCCCUCCCAGACUUUGGAUCGGACCGACGGCCCCUACUUGUGCAAUACGACAGAUGUGCAGCAGUCUGGACAAAACCAGGUUUCGCACCAGAUGAUGACUUCGCAACCGGACUGCCCUCAGCAAACUCACAUGCUGCAUUCUCUCAUGCCUCGGGCUAAAAUGGACCCCCAGCAAGCGCCGCAGCACCAUCCCUUGAGCCAGCAAGGUAUCAUGGGACCAGCUCGAGGAGCAGGGCUCGCGGGGGCGGAUUCCCACACGCACAGUCGGUCCUCGCAGCUCCAACUCCAGCUGCAGAAUCAGAGUUUGGAUCCACGCUAUAACCUCGGAGCGCCGAGAGAUCAAAGGCGAGUAAGCCAGAACUCGGCGUCCCCGCUGGAUAUGUUGGACCAGCGUCUUUCACAGCCAAGGAGCAGGGAGAGUGGAGGAUCUCUAUCUUUGGAUCGACAUGGCAUCAGGACUGGUGCCAAUAUUACGGAAGGCGAUGGCGUCGCCGGGGAAAGACACGGACAACAGCACGGUCUGCCGUCCCACCACCUUGGUCGACAAACGGCCCCCGAGCUUCAUGGCUUCCUCCCCGAACCGGACUUGGCUUUACCCACCGGCUCUCACUUGCACCACGUCAACCAGUCUCAGAGCCACGCCCACCACCGACAGCAAGCGCACAGUCACCAUCAACCUUCCCACACCCAUUUAGCUCAUCCGCAGUCACAUCAGAUGGUGGGAAAUAUCGGAACCGGCCAACAACUGCACCAGUCCCAAGCCAGAGAGACCGACCACCAACCGUCCCACUCUCAGUUGGACCGUCUUAAGCCCCCCCACCACUUUGACACUGUGAGCCCCGGUGGGAAAACAAGACUGAAUCCAAAUCAGCAACAGGAGCAGUUUACAUCCUUGACGUCCAUCUGCUUUUCGGACUCCCUCUUAAAUGAUGAAGACCGGACUUUCUUUCCAGGAGUGGAGGACAUGUUUUGCUCUGCAAAUUAUAAGUCCAGUUGCGCCGGGGAUUCUGGGAGUGGACAGGCUUCGCAAGAGAGCAUUCCCCAAGGUCGUGGGCAAGAGGGCAUGGAGGUCUUAAAAACGGGAGAUGCUGGACAAGGUUACGGUCUGGUUGCUCACCACGGAGAUCAGGGCUACGGACAAUAUUGUCACUCUCUCUCGGGAUUAGGGAAUACCACUCUGAAUGCGGAUCUGGACUCGAUGAAGACCCACGAUCUGCCCUCAACCGUGAACACCGAUCAACUCGGCCUCAUACAGUCCCAGGCCCCCACGAUGGGAUCGAAUCCCACUGCUCAAGACUCGGUCAACAAAAUGACAGCGUCUGUGGGAGUCGUCGGAGGCCCGAGCAAUACUGCUCUGACCGCGGCCAUUUUUUGUUCAUCCCGACCCAAAAAACUGCUCAAGACCAGCUCGUUUCAUUUGCUUAAACAGCGACGUGAGCCCCAACCCCUGGCUAAGAAAAAUUACGCGCAAGAAUAUGAAUUUGAAGACGACGAAGACAAAGCCGACGGUCCGGCCGAUAUCCGUCUCAACAGCCGACGCCUUCCCGACCUCCUCCCCGAUUUGGUUUCGAGUUGUCGAAAGUCCAGCGGGGCGUCGGCAGUCGGUGGGCUCGGUCCGCUGAUGGGUGACGUGGACUUCUGCCACCCGUCCGGCUAUUCGUCCCUGGGACAGUCGCAACCGCUCCUCGCCCAGGAUGGCCCAAAGAAAAGGGGGAGGAAACCAACCAAACCAAAACGCGAAGGCCCUCCUCGCCCCAGAGGUAGACCUCGAAUACGCCCUCUCCCGGAGCCUUCCUACUGUCGGGGCCUGAUGGGAUCAGCCGCUGGGGAAAGUAGAAGGGGGCGCGGGAGGGGUCGAGGUCGGGGUAGGAGGGAGGAAGCGCUCGUGGAAAUGCACCAAGAUAUGAGCAAAGCGCACGACCUCCCCUAUCAGCAGCACCCGCAGCCACACUUCAGCCAAGAGCGGCAUCUCCGACACAAUCCGCAUGAGCAUCACAGACUGCAGCUAGAUCACCACCAAAUAUCGCAACAGCAACAAGGACGUCUCUUGCAUCAUCCUGUGACCCCCUCCCACCACCAAAUGCAUCACCAACAACAGCAACACGGUUACCAACAACAUGUGCAGCGACCGGCUCAACAGCUGCAACAAGAUCCAGGCAGCCCCAUCAAGGUCACGCACACGCCGGUUUCUGCCGUGCCCCCGUCAGAAUCAUUGCUGAGGAGCGACUCACUGUCCGGCACGGAUCCAGCCCUGUCUGAUGGAUCCAUGGGGUCAGCGGCAUCGCUCGCCGACGCCUUCCCGACCUCCUCCCCGAUUUGGUUUCGAGUUGUCGAAAGUCCAGCGGGGCGUCGGCAGUCGGUGGGCUCGGUCCGCUGA